AUAAAAUUUAUUUAACCUAUAAAUCCCGAUGUGUACUUAAAGUCACUUUUGCGAUCUAAUCCACAUUAAGAAGACUUAUUUAAAAACAAGAUUAACCAGAUAUCGACGUGGACCCACUCUGAAAAGUUUUACAACAUGAAAUCUGUGUCUAGUAUUGUCCAGAAAUGCCAGACUUGUCCCUACUUCACAACAUUACCGCGUUUAAUGGAAAAUCAUGCCAAACGCAACCAUUCUUUAAUGAUACAUUUCAGCUGUGAUGACAAUGUAGAAACUUAUCGCUGUCAUGACUGCAACUUCCAGACAGAUUUUAUUGUCACUUUGAAGAAACACAUUAAAGAGUGUCACCCAAGUGGAAGAAACAACCUCCAGCCAAAUAUCAAUUACACUAUUCAAAACUACAGUUGCAUAAAUUGCGAUUUCGAAACUUAUACUUCAAUUAAACUUCUUCACCACAGUACAGCUUGUGAAGAUCCUCAGCAACCAACCACCAGUUUAAAAUCACACACAACUGGAAAAGAUCCGCAAAAUAUUUACUGGUAUCCAUGUAGAAAAUGCACUUUCAAGACCAAAUCAAAAGCUUAUUUAAGGAAACAUAUCUACACCAAACACUUAGACGAAAAGUUCAUCAAAUGGCACAAGUGUGAUCAUUGUUCAUAUGUGGCAAAAACCGUAGAACAGUUAAAAUCACAUACAAAGCGCACACAUUUGGGUGAUGAAACCCAGUGGUAUCACUGUGAUAAAUGCCCGCACAAAAGCAAAUAUAAGACUUCAAUAAAAAACCACAUGAGAUAUGUACACAAUGAAAAUAAACGAGUUGAAUGUGAUAAGUGCCCGCGCACUUUUAAAAAUAGGGACUCCUUGAAAAGACACACAAUUAACAAACACCUGGACGAGAACGAGAUUCAGUGGCAGCAGUGUGAACAAUGUCCAUACAAAGCUAAAGUCAGGUCUAACUUGUUACGACACAUAAGUGUUGUACAUCAAGACGUUAAGAAAUAUCGUUGUGAUCACUGUACAUAUAAAUCACGUAGUUCGUUCACACUAAAAGAGCAUAUGAACGCUAUACAUUCACAGGGCAGUGAAGUCAAGUGGUAUCAGUGCACAAAAUGUCCACAUAAAUAUAAAACCUACUCAGGUUUAAGGCGCCACCGGCGCAUGGAGCAUGGAGAAUUCUCUGGAAAGUAUCAGUGCGAUCAAUGUAAUUUUAAGACAACAAGUACACAAACUUUAAGAGACCAUAAGGGUAGCAAACAUUUAAGUGACACUGAAGCUGAGUGGUACCGGUGUGAAGAAUGUCCAGCUAAAUAUAAAAUUAAAGCGUCUUGGAGACACCACGUGAAGAGCAAACAUGCAAAUCGAGUUGAAGACACUUUGAAUGUUUCUGAGCUAAACGUAAAAAUGUUCUUAGCUUUAAAAUCACUUCCUCCUUUUGACUAAGCUGUUGUAAAGAUCGUACCUAGUAGACAAUACGACCUAAUUUCGGUAAAGUUAUAUGCAAUAUGAUGGAUUUAACUCAUUUUGUUGCAUUGGCUUAUAUUUGGACUGCUUUUUGAAAAUAACGUUUAGCGUGAUUCCGAGCUUGCCAAUGAAUUUAAGUCACCUCUAAAAUACCUGGACACGACUGAACUCAUUUUGCAUGUUUGCUCCUCCCAUGCACUUGAUACAUCAAAGUGUUAGAAGUUUCAGAGUGUGAAUUUAAGUCACGUUAUAUUAACUCUAAAAAAACAUAUAAGUAACACACAUUGACAACGUCGGAGUAAAGUUAAUACGUUGAUAUAACUAACUUGCGAGAAGUGACCUUAUGAAUGCAAAUUGAAACAAACGUUUACAAAACAUUCAUUUUUUUGAUAACGAGAUUGAGUGGAUCAGUAUGGUUAUGAAUAUGUAGAAAUGAAAUGAUGAGGUGUUGUUAUUAAAAACGUAAUGUAAUACUUGAUUCUUUCAAAUUAAUAUAACUUUUAUAUUUAUUUUUAAGUACUAGAAACAUAUUUACUAUUUUUGUAGAAAUCUCCAUUAAAAACAUGUUAUGUAUUAUUAUUAUUAUUAUUAUUAUAUUUGGUUAGGUGUUGACUAUAACAGAGUGCGUCACGAA
Zophobas morio is the source of this 2092-nucleotide messenger RNA. Its product is annotated as zinc finger protein 711-like. Gene Ontology annotation, biological process: positive regulation of transcription by RNA polymerase II. Bases 136 to 1437 code for a protein of 433 amino acids. The record is from RefSeq and is a predicted model, not a curated record. The transcript is spliced from 2 exons. Gene Ontology annotation, cellular component: nucleus. Lineage: Eukaryota; Metazoa; Arthropoda; Insecta; Coleoptera; Tenebrionidae.